This is a messenger RNA of Doryrhamphus excisus (bluestripe pipefish), 2354 nucleotides long. RefSeq names its product damage control phosphatase 1 (gene dcph1). Gene Ontology annotation, cellular component: nucleus. The record is from RefSeq and is a predicted model, not a curated record. Lineage: Eukaryota; Metazoa; Chordata; Actinopteri; Syngnathiformes; Syngnathidae. Gene Ontology annotation, molecular function: phosphatase activity. Gene Ontology annotation, biological process: DNA damage response.
CUAAUAUAGUUUUAUUUGUGAAAAUGAGCUGAAUAAGUUGAAAUGAAUUAAAUAAGGAUUCCAGGCGACGUCGUUUCAAAAUAAUCGAAACAACUUCCGGUUUGUUUAUUUGUAUCCAAUCAAUAAAGUUUUCUGUUGAAUCCCGAGCUCAGCUGCUGUUAGGGUGAAACAUGGCAGCCGACCAGACCAGCAUCGUAGUUCCUCCUUCUCUGUCAGCUAAAGUGGUUGGGUCAUUCGCGUAUUUGACAGUGAAAGACCGGCUGCCUACAAUCCUCACAAAGGUUAUUGACACAAUUCAUCGCAAUAAAAACAAGUUUUUCGAGGAAUAUGGAGAGGAGGGGAUCCAAGCGGAGAAGCAAACCAUCUCCUUGCUGUCCAAGCUAAGAAAUGAGUUGCAAACAGACAAACCCAUAGUCGCUCUGAACGAUGGGCUGGCGGAUGCGGACUCUUGGAACCGAUACCUGCUGAGGCAACAGGGCCUGCAGGGGGACCAGGAAGUGGUCAGCUGGUUCAAGUCUCCGUGGCUGUUUGUGGAGUGCUACAUGUACCGCAAGAUACAAGAGGCCCUCUGGCUCAACCCACCCAUCAGCGAUUAUGAUGUUUUCAAUGAGGGGAAGACUCAGAGCUUCUUUGAGUCGCAGCAGGCCAUCAUGACCUUAUGCACAUACUUUGAGGGCAUCAGCAAGAACAUAGAUGACAUCUCUGAACAUCACCUGCAGCUGCAUUUCAACCAGCUACUUAAGGUUUCUCUAUGGGGAAACAAAUGUGAUCUAUCUAUCUCUGCUGGGAUGGAGAAUUCCCAGAAGUCCAGUCCCAUCGACUCCCUCGUCAGCCUGCAGCCUUUCAUCUUAGUGGACCACUCCGACGCAGUGUGGUCGACCCUCAUUUCUACCCGUCGACAACAGUCGGGGAAAGCGUGCUCCACCCGAGUGGAUAUUGUUCUCGACAACGCCGGCUUUGAGUUAGUGACCGACUUGGUCCUCGCCGAUUUCCUUGUGUCCUCCGGUCUGGCCCACGAGGUCCGCUUCCUCGGCAAAUCCUUCCCGUGGUUUGUCUCUGAUGUGACCUCCAAUGAUUUUCAUUGGACCAUUCGACAGACUAUGGCGGCCAAUCACAAGUGGAUGUCUCAGAGGGGUGUGCAGUGGCAACGCUACGUGAAGGAAGGAGUGUGGUCCUAUCACGACCACCCCUUCUGGACACAACCACACGAGUUCUGUGAUAUGGCAACCGAGGCGCCAGAUCUGUAUGCCACUCUGCAGGAGGCAAACCUGGUGCUGUUUAAAGGUGAUCUCAACUACAGAAAGCUGGCAGGGGAUCGGGACUGGGACCAUACGGCAGGCUUUGAAGCCGCACUGAGGGGUUUUGGACCGGCCCCUCUGUGUAGCUUAAGGACUCUAAAGGCUAAUAUUCAAGUGGGCCUACAGCCAGGCCAGGGGAGCAAGCUCAGCUCCCAGGAUCCAGACUGGAUGACCAGUGGCAAGUACGCUGUGAUUCAGUUCUACAGUCCCAAUUCAGAACAAUGAGACUGACUUGAAGCCUUUGGACCUUGUUUCAUACAGAAAGCACUUAAAUAUCAUGUUUGGAUUUCUCUCAGGAUGUCAGCUUCUUUCCUUUUAACAAAUCGUGAUUCUUAACUAGAAGUGCCAAUUGGAGGGGCAAAGCUACCUGCAAAGGUUGAAUCGGAACAUUUAACCAUUGCGGACUACCAUGACCCGGAUGACUAAGAACCUACACAGACAAUUGGAGGGUUCUUCAUUGCAAAAAAGCGGGAAAAUACUGUAUUUUUGACGACUCAAAGUGAAAACAUUGCACAUCCCAACACGGCACGUAUCGCUACACAAAGUUAGUGAAAUACAACCAACCCAGAACCAGAUUAAAGAGGGGAGGAAAAAAAAGCAUGAAAUGUAAAAUUUAUAGUCUGAAUGUUACCAGGUUAAUAAACCUGACAAAUUAAGCUUAAUAUUGUUUAAUACAGGAGCCAUAUCUCAUAACAAUUUAGUAGGAUUCUGUAUAGGAAUUAAUAUACUGUAUUUUGUACACUUGUUUUGGUUGUUGGGUGCAGUAUGGCUUGAAAAUGUUUUUUUUUUUGUCCGACUAAAUUCCUGUGACAUGUCGACAGGUGAGAAGGAUUCUAAACUUCCAUUACCUUGUUUUGCAUUCAGGUAAACACAAGGAUAGUGUUAUGUACUUACACAACAACUGGAUGCAAUAAAGGCAAGUGUGUGUGCCUCAUAUUUGUUUUUUGUUUUUUUUGUUGUUUGCACAGUGAUGCGAUUAUUGUCUUAGUUUGUAGCUCGUUCUGGAUUCCUGGCAAGAUCUUAUCAUUCUAAUGAAUGGCUUUUCAUCAAACAAAG